Messenger RNA from Rotaria sp. Silwood2, 243 nucleotides. Lineage: Eukaryota; Metazoa; Rotifera; Eurotatoria; Philodinida; Philodinidae. The record is from the annotation of a GenBank genome assembly.
AUGGUUCUUGGGACCAUAGAUGGCGCUGUACAAAGCCUGAAAAUUAUAGUUCGGGUUAUGGAAAAUCUGAGCAUACCAUUGGGUAGAGCUCGCCGAGUUGUACUUGGAACAAGAAUGGAAGAGUUGGAACAAGUUCCUGAACGAAUCUGGGCUGGAAAUACUUUUCUGGGUCCAUGGACUACAUGGGAAAAAAAUGAAAAAAUCGAUUUUGUACGAGACUGGUCUGAGUCGUGGAAAAGUUGA